This is a messenger RNA of Diabrotica virgifera virgifera (western corn rootworm), 17370 nucleotides long. RefSeq lists its product as uncharacterized. NCBI's taxonomy places the organism in Eukaryota, Metazoa, Arthropoda, Insecta, Coleoptera, Chrysomelidae. The record is from RefSeq and is a predicted model, not a curated record. The coding region runs from base 293 to 1987 and encodes 564 amino acids. The transcript is spliced from 6 exons.
UACAGAAGUACUGUUGUCGACUUUUUACUUUUAACUGCUUUUAACCCAAAUUCACAUUGUUAACAUCUGAGGGUUGGAAAAUGUUUGUUUAUUGAAUGUCUCAUUGUUGAUCGUAUUAAAAUAUCGUGUUUUUUACAAAAUUUAAUCAAGUUCAGUGUCAAGUAUGUUAAAAAUAUUAUGAUUCCAGUGGCAACGGUGUAGUUUUAUUAGGCAACAGAGCUCCUCUAGUGUAUUUCGUCUAUCCCUUUAGUCUUAAUUAUUUUAAUAUAUAUUUUGUCUUAGCAGCAAGAACAUGGAAGACUUAUUUGAAAGUUUCCCCGAAGAUAUAAAAUGUUGGGGAAAAAUUAAAGACCUUAUGGAUCUAGAAGCAGAUGAUGAACUAAGAAAUGAUGACAAGAGUGUUUCAAGUGUUCAGUUGCUCCCAAGGCAAAAAGUGAUGAUGUAUGGCUUGAUUCCCAAAGUGGAGCAAAGAAUUUAUGUAAAGUGUAAAGAGUGUAGACUGGUCUUUAAUCCAAGGGACAUUUUGUCACAUAAGGUGUGUCCAGGAAGAUCCCAUAGCUACUCUUCAAAUAAUUUAAAGAAGAAAGUCAAAAGUAAAACUAUUCCCCCCAAAAAGACUCAGACUAAUCUACCUCCACCUCCACUUUUCAAGAAAUCUUCACCCUCUACAUCAUCUACCCCACCUCUGAACAUUGUGGAGAUACCGAAAGUAUCUUCAUCGAAAAUAUCAAAAUCGCCAACAACUUCAGGUCACUCAACGUUAACUACAACCACUAGUUCCAGCACAAGUAAAUCUGAAGUUCGGGUGUCUUCUAGUGGGUCAAAAUCGAGUACCCAUCUACAGAAAUCUCCUUCCAAGCCAUCAACCUCUUCUACUUCUGCAGAACAUUCGCAAAAGUCAAAAUCUACGUCUACAUCGGGAGAAAGUAGUAACCCUUGUAGCUCUAGCAGCAGUAGCAAGCAUAAAAAGAAUAGGAAGAGUACUAGCAGCAGCAGUAGUACUAAGUUAACUAAGGAAUUUGACCCUGAUGUACAUUGUGGAGUGGUAGAAGGGAACAGAGGUCCUUGCACUAGGUCUAUCACAUGCUCCAAUCACAGGAUUCAGUUAAGAAAGUUGGUAACUGGUCGCAGUAAGGAUAUUCACCAAUUGAUAGCUGAGCGAAAGACUUUAAAGGAAAAAGAGAUGAAGCCAAGCUCAAAUUGUUCUUAUAUGUCCCCAAAUGGUCAGGCAGGAGAAAAAGGAUCUUUUUCUCCAAAUACUACCUUCGUACCCGCUGUCGCUGCCAUCGCAAACGUAAGUGAGCCACCUGAUACUUCGACGUUGAUACCUGCGAUUCCCAACAUUAAUGAAGCAACGAUUCCCGCUCCAGCAAGACAAACUACCUCAAAUGUUGCCGUGCAACCUGUGACUGAAACAGAGAAUUCAAACGUGAAAAUUGUGAAUAAUAACUACAUAUUGAAUAUGCAUUCUCCAGAAAGUGAUAUAGGUACUGUUCCUGUAGUUUAUAUGCCUAUGAACCUAAUAUCGUUUGUGCAAAUAGGAGACAAUUACAUAUGUUUGGAAUCUCCCCAGUCUGCACAGACAACUCCACCAAUAACCACUCAGUCCCUAUUGUUGACAAUUCCCAACUUGCAACGUUCGAAUAUGAAAACAUACAAAACCCUUCCAAAGCCAGCAGCCGUGCCAAACUACGGAGCUAAGAAGAUGGGAGGAGCCAUCUUACUAUCUACUAAACGUUUAGAAUGCCAAAGAAACGAGAUCAUGAUGGCUAUUACUCCGAAACGUAAAACUCUAAAUAAUACUCAAAAUCAUCGGAAUAUGUCUGUUUUAAAUCAUACUAAUACGCCUCAUAGACCUAAUAUACUAAAGGUAAAGAGCGUUAAUAAAGUAAAUUGUAAGAGAACAGCAACUGAUAAGAUAAGUACUUGUGAUAGCAAACAAUCGAGGCUGACUAAAAUUAUGGGUACGUUCUGCCCUCCUAUUUAAUAGAUUAUAUGUUUGGGUUAGGCCACUUUCUAGACCCCGAUGUUGUCUAUAAUUCGAUUCAUACAGCAAUAUAUUAUGACAAGUUGAUCCAAAAAUGUACAGAAAAUAUUUUAUUGUGAUUAAUUUUAUGAUUAAUGAGAAUUAUGUUUAUUUAACAUAAUGUAGAAGUAUUAUAACAUUGUAUUUAACGUCAUUUAUUCCUCAAGUGUAUUGUUUUAUUGAAUGUAUAUUGAUAUAUACAAGGUUCUUGGACUCCUAAGUGGAGCAUAGAGCUUCAGUGAAAACGGGUUCUAUUUUAUACUAAUACCUUCACCUUAUUCCAAGACUUUCCGUGACCUCUUAUUUCGGCCAUGAUGGAUCUUCUUCAAUUUUAUGCUGGGCGACCUCUUUUUCCUUUGGGAUUCCACUCUGGGACAGCCUGUGCAAUACUAAAACUAUUUUUUCGGAGUGUGUUACCGAUCCAACCCCUCUUUCUGGACUUAAUUUCAUAUUCUACUCUCUUUUGUUCGGUUAAGUGUAAUAGAUCUUCCUUUCUGAUGAUGUUAGGCCAGAAAUUAUAAACAAUUUAUUGUUCAUAAACAUUUGUUAACAAAGACCUGCAGUUUGUCUGUAAGAGUUUUCGGUCUCUAAGGUAAAUAUUCGGAUCUUAGUCCUUGUAGUAUACUCGCCAGACCUCCAAACAGGGUUGAGCAUGCUGAAUGCUUGUUGAGCUUUUCGUAUUCUCUUAUGAAUAACCUUUUCUGUACCUCCGUUUUCUGUUAUGACACUUCUAAGAUACAUAACGUUUUCCACAUUUUCAAUCUGCGUGUUGCCGAUAGUAAAUAGCAUGUUGUUCCUUGCGUUUAUUCUCAUCGACUUGGUUUUACUUAUAUUUAUUUUCAAACCUAUUUUAUUGGCUUCAGUGGAAAGUGUUUCGAAUUGGUCAGCCACAUCUUGGAACCUAUGUCCUAAUAGGAAGAUAUCGUCGGGGUAUUCUAGAUCGCUUAGGCGUGUGGUUAACGUCCAUUGUAUCCCUCUUAUGUCGGAGUAUAGUUUGGAGAGAACAUAUUCUACUGCUAUGUUAAAAAGAAACGGAGAAAGCACGCAUCGCUGUCUGACUCCAGUAAGUACUUCUAAUUCGUCAUUGUUGAUCCCAUUGUGUGUGACGCUGCAUUUCGCCUCAGUGUACAGUGUAAUAUAUUGAGACUUAUUUGUGUAAAAUACUUUAUUCUAUAAACGUUUUCCUUACAUGAUUUUACAAUGAGGUUAACUUCACCCUAUAUUCUAUAUGACAGGACAGACAGGCGACAUAGAAUAUAUUGUCUGCCCAACGACUGCCUUAACUUACAAGGGUUACCAGCCCACUAGUCACCACUAUAUUACACCUCUCCAUCCUUAAAUUAGAGCAUUAUAAAUCAAGCCUUUCAGGAGGUUUUAUAAUACGAUGAGGUCUUGUGGAAAGUACUGGACAGCUAACCUUAAGAGCACCAGGCUGUAUAGAGCUAGCCAGGUUUACAGUAGCAUUAGGAUUACAUUCACUCGCGUCACUCUCUAGCGGUUUCGAAAUAACUGUUUGCACUCCCGACACUCCCGCUACAUCAGCCUCUUGAGUAUUACUGUUAUUAUAACUAUCAGGUCUGUUUGUAUCGCCUACUAUACCAGUCCAUAUCGGAUAGCCAGUUACAUUUUGAGUAUUACCCUGAAAUUCCUGUCUGUCUACAACUGUCUCCCUAUCCACAUCAAGUUUAACUUCAUCAUAAAAUUUCCCCACCUUAAUAAUUUGAUCUGCAUGUCUUUUCCAUAAUAAAUUACUAUUUGUAACUGGCUUACAGAUAAAGUUAACUGGCCCAGCUUUGAGACAAUUAUAGCUUGGAUCCAUGAAGGUUUAUUUAAAUUCCUAUAAUCUUUAGUAUAAACUAAUUCCCCUUCUUCGAAUACUACCUGUCUACCCCCAUGAUGAUGUUUAAUCUGGUUUAACCUAGCCCUUUCUCUAGCAGAGCUAGUCAUAAAAUCUAAGCGGGUCUUAAUAUGUCACCAAACAUUAGUUGUGAAGGAGUUUCCCCCGUAGUGCAAUGAGGUGUAUUUCUAUAUGAAAACAAAUAUUUACUUAUAAGCACCCAUAAAUCUUUUGAAUCAGAAGUUUUAUCCAUUAAUAACUUGUUCAGGGCAUUUUUAAAAGUUUUUACACUGUUUUCAGAAGCCCCAUUAGUUGCUGGAUGAUAUGGAGCAGACGUUGUAUGUGUGAUGCCAUUCGUUUUACAAAAUGUUUCAAAUUCUUCACUAACCAAUUGGGGCCCAUUAUCCGAUAUUAUAGUAUUUGGCAACCCAUACCUAGCAAAGCAAUCUCUUAGUAUUUGCAGUGUUGCUGUGGUAUAUGUUUUAUCCAUGAUAUACACUUCCGGCCACUUUGAAAAUGAGUCUGUUAUGAUCAAAAACAUCUUUCUUCUGACUGGUCCUAAGAAGUGAAUUCUAUCAAAUACUCCCUUGGCUUCUUCAAACUUUACCAAUACUGUCUUAUUUGGAUUACUUGUGUUGGUCAUACAUGCUCCACAACUCUAUACAUAAUCCUCAAUUUCUUCAUCCAGAUAUCACCAAAAAUACUGUCUAGCAAGUGUCUUCAUCUUAACCAUUCUAUUGGGUGCCUCAUGUAUUUCCUCUAAUAACUGCUUUCUUAUCCUUUCCGGUACAAUUACCCUAAAUCCCCACAUUAACAUACCAUUAUCUAGACUUAAUUCAAGAUGCCUCCUCUUAAAAGGCCGUAAAUCUUCUUCUACUGCCUCUGGCCAACCUUCCCUUACAUACCUAUAUACCUUCGCUAAGUUUCUAUCUACUCGUGUUUCUCGAACUAAUAUCUCAGCGCUUACUAGUAACUUGUCUUCUACUUUCAAAAAAUGAAAAUAAUCUUAGGCUGUGUCAUUUUCCCCCUCUGAAGCUAAAGGAAGCCUUGAAAGCCCAUCUGCUCCCCCAUUUUGACUUCCCUUCACAUGUUGAAACCUGUAAUUAAAUCCGCUUAAGAAAAAAGCCCAUCUUUGAAGACGCCCCGCAGCCAUUUGUGGUAUUCCUUUGUGUUCCCCAAAAAUUGUCUGAAGAGGUUUGUGAUCUGAACAUAAAACAAACUUGUUUCCCAUCAAAUAUUGAUAAAACUUUUUGACCCCCCAAAAUAUUGCAAGAGCUUCUUUGUGGAUAACUGAAUAACUAGAUUCUGUUUUACUUAAUAACCUUGAAGCGAAACUAAUGGGUUUCACUGACCCAUCUGGCUAAAUAUGUAAAAGCACACAUCCCAGUCCCUUAUUUGAACUGUCACAAAAAAAAUUAAUUGGUUUCGCAGGAUCAAAAUAUGCUAACGUCUGGCCUAAUAAUAUAGCCUCUUUAGCUUGUUUAAAAGAUUUCUCACACUCUCUUGACCAUCUAAAUGGUGUAUUUGCCUUCAACAAGUUAUAUAAUGGACUUACAAUAUUGACAUUUUAGGGAGCAAACGAGCAUAAUAGUUAAUCAUUCCCACAAAAGCCUUCAUUUUUGUUACGUUGGUAGGUCGAGGAACCUCUACUAUGGCUUUAACCUUUUCUGGAUCUGUAUGAAGACCAUUUUUAUUAAUAACAUGUUCUAAAUAUCUAAUUUCAGGCUCAAAAAACUUACACUUUUUUAAAUUAAGUCUAAAACCAGCCUUAUAGAGCCUACUAAAUACAUCUUCCAAAUUUUUUAAGUGUUCUCCCCUAUUAUUCCCUGUGACUACAAUGUCAUCCAUAAAAUUUAUAGUUCCACUGGCUCCUUGUAAUACUCUUUCUAUAGUUUUUUGAAAAAUGGCACAUGCUGGUUUGGUGCAUAGGGGAGCCUAUGAAGUUGAUAAAUACCCCUAUGAGUACUCCAAGAUAACAACAAUUUCAUUUCAUCACUCACUUCUAAUUGAUUAUAUGCGUUUUUCAAAUCUAGUUUUGUGAAAUACUCUCCACCUUGGAGAGCCACAAAAAGUUCUUCAAUUCGAGGUAAAGGAUGUUUAAAGUCCUCUUAAAAUCUAUUUAUUGUUAUCUUGUAGUCUGCACACAAACGAAUUUGUCCGAUCUCUUUUAUGACAGGCACAAGAGGUGUACCCCAAUCCGAAUUAUCUACUAAUGAAAUUACCCCCUUUUGUACUAAUCCAUCUAAUUCGUUAUCAAUUUGCUCCUUAAAAAGAAAAGGCACUGGUCUUGGCUUAUGAAAAAUAGGUUUAACCCCCGCUUCAACCUUUAGUUUAAUCUUUUCAUACUUGUAACAACCUAACUCAUCUACAAAUAAACCUUCAUAGUUCCUAAGAUCAUUUAAAUCAUUUAUAUCUAUUUUAUAUAGGUCUUUAUCAAAUACUACUUGUAAAUCAAAAAGUUUCAUUAGAUCCCUGCCUACUAAUGGAGAGUUGUACCAUUUUUAACAACAACAAAUUUGGAAUCAUGUACCUUAUUCCCAUACUUAACCUUAGCUAAAAAUUCACCUUCUGGCCUAAUUAUUGAACCAUCAUAACAUUUCAACCUAAUUUGUGUUGAAUUGAUUGUGUUAGUAUCAAAUUUAUUCAUAAAAAUUUGUUUCGGUAUUACCGAAAUACCUGCACCAGAGUCCAACUCCAUUAGUAGAGGUUUAUUAUUUAUAAUUAAUUCUAUUUUUGAUGGCUUAACAUAUUCAUUAGUCACAUAAUUCAUAUCAAUAUAGACUACUGCUUCUGACCCUGUUGCAUCCAUUUCUUCCUUCAGAUGCUCCUUGACAACGUGACUCUACCGAUACAAAAUUAUUUGUCUUUUGAGGACAAACUUGAGCUAAAUGACCUGCUUUAUUACAUAUCCUACAGCGAAAAGAUCUAUAUCUACACAUUAAAAAAUUAUGGUUACCUCGUCCACAAUGUCUACAUCUAACAUUACUUUCUGUUGUACCUUCUUUUAUUUUUGGCACCUGCUUAACCUGGCCUUCAGGUCUUCUUUUCACUUCCUCAACUCGAUGUACUUGUGUUGCAUACGAUUGAUUUAGUGUUGCUUCCUUCUUUAACGCUAGCUCCACCAGGGCAGGGCUUCAAAUUUUAUGUAAUGUUCCUCUUCACAAAGCCUAUCUAAAAUAGCGUCCUUCCGUAGUCCUGUUAUAAACUUGUCUUUAAGUACAUCAUUUAAUAAAUUACUAAAUUUGCAGUUACUAGCUUGGUUUUUUAAUCUGGCAUACCACUGUCGAACUACCUCAUUUUCUGCUUGUCUCAUUUCAUAAAAAUCAAUCCUCUCUUUAAACACCGACAUUCUUCUUGUGAACUGAUUUCUUAGGAUAUCACAAAUCCUAUAUUCUAUAUGACAGGGCAGACAGGCGACAUAGAAUAUAUUGUCUGCCCAACGACUGCCUUAACCUAUAAGGGUUACCAGCCCACUAGUCACCACUAUAUUACAUACAGUGACUUUAUAAUGGAAAUUAUUUUAUGCGGGAUGUUUCUUAGCUCUAAAAUUUUCCAUAUAGCAUCAUGAGAGAUUAGCUGUCAAAGGCACGUUUUAAAUCAACGAAAAACAUGUAUAGGGGUGUGUUCCAUUCAACCGAUUGUUCCAUUAUUACCCUCACAGUAUUAAUUGGUCUAUGCAGAAGGAUCCUGGUCUAAAUCCUGCUUGAUUAGCUCGAAAUCCAAUCUUGUUUGUUAAUCUUUUUUAAGUAUGAUGGUCGUGAAAAUUUUGUUUAUGGUGGUAAACAAGGUUAUUUCUCUCCAAUUCUCGCCCAGUGUGAGGUUGCCCUUUUUUAGAAGGUUAUUAUGGGUACGUUGUACCCUCGUAUUUAAUAGAUUAUGUGUUUUGGUUCGGUUCACUUUUUAGAGCCCGAUGUUGUCUAUAAUUCGAUUCACACAGCAAUAGAUUAUGUCAAAUUGAUCCAGAAAUGUACAGAAAAUAUUUUAUUAUGUUUAUUUUAUGAUUAUUGUGAAUUAUGUUUAUUUAACAUAUAUACAAGUAUUAAUAACAUUGUAUUUAACGUCAUUUAUUCCUCAAUGUAUUGUUUUAUAGUGUUAGUGAUUGGUGUUUCUUCUGGUUAUUUGGCUCUGUUACUGUUUUAUAAUAGUAUUAUAUAUUAUGUAUGUGUUGGCUCAAAUCUGCCUCACUGUAGAGAUUUGAUCAGUAGGAGAUUACUGUAUUGACCUUGGAUUUUCUUGAGGGAAUUUACAUGGAAAAAUGACUCAAUUUAGCCAGCACAUAGGUACCAUAAUCUACUCAAGAUUGGAUUGUACAUCUCAUUUUAUUCUACUAUAAUGUUGAUGAAAUGAACAUUCCUUGACCAUGGAGAUCCUUAUUGGUACACUCUUGGAAGUAAUCAAUCUAAUUGUCACGUUAUCUGCUCCAAUUUCAUCGAAAGUUUUGAAAUGUAAUGCAAGUUACAGAAUAAUAUUAGAAAUUUAAUAUUAGCUCUGCCACCAUAACAACUAAUUUUAUAGAAAAUAGGAAAGUCCCAGAUACAGAAUACAUUAUUGAAAAUAAUAAUAUACACUAAUUUAAAUCUUAAACUUUCCUUAUUGGACCCCUCCUCUGUUAACAUCCACAUCUCAUGUAAAUUGUGGAAGGCAGAGAUUUAGGAUGUUAACAGAGAAGGGUUCUAAUAAGGAAAGUUUCAGAUUUAAAUUAGUGUAUAUUAUUAUUUUUAAUAAUGUAUUCUGUAUCUGGGACUUUCCUAUUUUCUUUAAUAGAUGUCGCGGCAGCGUUCUUAUGGUGGAUUUCAAUCUAUUUUUAAAAUUCCCUUUAAAAAGACAAUAUCGUUUCGUUUUGAUUCAGAGGCGGGCAAGCAUCUGCACUGAGGAAGUUCAUAACAGAAACAGUCUGUCUGUAGAUUGUGCCUUGCCUCUGAAUCGAAAUGAAACAUAAAUUGUCUUUUAAUUCACUUUAAUUAACUAAUUUUAUCUUUAGUUUACUUCUCUGUCUUCUUUAUAGUUGUUGUUAUACUCUGUUUAGUGAUUUUCUCUUAUUUCAGGUUUAAUUAUUCAGAUUAUGUUACUUUAAGAGUUGUAUCCCUUUUUAUAAAUAAAUAACAUCAAAAUCUCUUCAUUUUUAACUACAUACUGACACUGUGUUGUCUGCAUAUCUGAAAUUGUUACACGAUAUUGGAUUGAUACACGGAAUAUGCUGAAGGUUGUAAGGCUUCUAAGUAGAAGUCUUUAUUUGAAAUUAUUUCGCAAAUCUCUGUUCUGAGAUCUGCAUACAGGUUUCAAUGCGCAAUAAAAUCCUUACGUAUAAGCUAAGGUCCUGUUUUCGAAUUAUAUACAAUUUACUGAAAAACCUUGGCUUUGUAAGUCUUGUUGGCUCAUUCCAAGAUCAAUUGCCACGCUUCCUAUAUUUAGCCGUUGUGUUCUAGUUUGAAAUUUCAAAUGUUCUUAUGAUUUCCUACACUCGGUUUUUAAAUUUUGCUUUUUUUGCUCCUCGGUAUAUGAGUUUUAUAGCCUCCAUCUCAUUCAUUCUUCCUACAUAUCCAUGAUACGCUAUUUUGAUAGAUUGGCGAUCAAAAUGUUCGAAAUUGUAGAGCUUGUUUUCCUGUAUACCUUUGUAAAUAUGCCCAAGUAGAAAUAAUUAUCAAAAUGUAAUUUCCUCAAGUCCCUAUCAAAUAUUUUUGGAUCAACUUACUGUGUUACAUUUGCGGAUUAAUCACCUUAUAAUGCCUUCUAGUCAUAAAAGUUCAUAAAAUCAGUUCUAAGCGGAUCAAAUACGAGGGUCAACUCAUAAAAAAGUUUCCCUAUGCCGACGAGAAAGAGUGCGACGUGCUGGGAGAAAUCUGGCAACACUGUCUUACACAUCUACUCUUCCUCCCUCUUACCCCACCACUUUCAAGUAGCUGCACUGCUUAUUGCCGGCCUAGCAGCCUUCGAAGAUGGAGGUCUCGGUCGCUGUUACCGCCAAUGUGAAAUUCAUGCUGUAAUCUAUCUAAUCAGCCCUACACACCCAUCCUUGGAUAUAGGCCUCCUCUUCCUUCUUCCAUGCCUCUCUAUCUUGGGCAAUUUGCAUCCAUUUUGACCCACUGUGUUUCUUCAGGUCAUCUGACCAUCGCAUCUGUGGCCUUCUCCUUUUUCGUUUGUGGUUCCACGGUCUCCAAUGUAUAAUCAUCUUAGUCCAUCUUUCAUCCUUCUGCCGUAGGCUGUGUCCGGCGAAAUUCCAUUUAAGAUUUGCUACUUGGGUUGAGACAUCUUUCACUUUUGUUUUGUUACGGAUAUACAUUCGUUUCUUUUCCUGUCUGAUAGUUUCAUGUUCAGCAUUUGUCUUUCCAUGGAUCUUUCUGUCUUUGCUAUUUUGUCCAUAUUUUCUUUUGUAAACGUCCAUGUCUGAGAGCCAUAUGUUAGAACAGGAAGUAUACAUUGAUUGAAGACUCUUGUUUUUAGGUAUUGCGGGUAUUUUCUGUUCUUUAGAAUAUAAGACAGUUUUCCGAAUGAUGCCCAGGCCAAUCUUAUUCUCCUCUUUAUUUCUUCGGUCUGAUUUCCUUUAUUUAAUAGAUAUAUACUCCUUUACUUGUUCUAUUCUUGUUUUUGCCACUGUAAUUCAUCUUCAGUCCUAUCUUUGUCGAUUCUCUAUCUAGUUCUUCCAUCAUUCUUUGUAAUUCUUCACUUCUUUCUGUUAUUAAUACAAUAUCAUCAGCAUAUCGUAAGUAAUUCAGAUAUUGCCCGUUUAUGUUUAUACUCAAGCCAUGCCAGUGUAGUUGUUUGAACACAUCUUCUAGCGCUUGGUUGAAUAGCUUGGGCGAGAUGGUUAUCUCCUUGUCUUACUCCUCGGUUUAUUUUAAUAGGCUGCGUUUGUUUCAUUACCUUAAUACCUCUUUCCUGGUAUCCAUCUAAUUUAGUUGUUAAUCUGUUUGUUAAUAUCUUGAUUAAUAGUUUGUACAUUACAUUUAGUAAAGUUAUGGGUAUGUAAUUAUUUAGAUCCUUUUUAUCUCCUUUCUUAAAUAGUAACAGUGUUGCUUCUUCGUUCCAAGUGUUGGGUAUUUGUUUUGUCAUUAAUAUUUUAUUCAUAAGUAUGUAUAAAACUUCUCUAGUUGUUUUCCCACCAUUUUUAGCAUUUCUACAGUUAUCCCGUCUUUUCCUGGCGAUUUAUUAUUCUUCAUCUCAUUGAGUGUCUUUUUAUCUCAUAUCUCAUGCUGUAAUACGUCCUUUAAAUGUAAAAUGGAUUCCAUGUACAUAUUGACAUUCAUCGUCAGUUAAUCGAAGUAUAUGUUCGUGUAGAGAAUUCAGUGAAGGCCGAACGGAAAUUCACGAUGAUCUGAAGGCCUUCCGCUCAGUUGAACAUGUUGAACUUAUAUUCACUUUUACCAAUAAACUUUGAUUAACUGACGAUGAACGUCAAUAGGUGAAAUCCGUUUUGCACGUAAAAAACGUAUCACAGCAUGAAUUUCACAUUGGCGCUAACAACGACCGAGACCUCCGUCCUCGAAGGCGCUAGGCCGACACUAAGCAAUGCAGCUACGUGAAAGUGGUGGGGUAAGAGGGAGGAAGAGUAGAUGUGUAAGACAGUGUUGCCAUAUUUCUCCCAGUACGUCGCACUUUUUCUCAUCGACAUGGGGAACCUUUUUGUACGAAUGACUUUCGUAAGUACGUAUUCAUUGUUUCUUUAAAUUUAAUUGCACGUCAUACAAUUUUGACGUUACAUUUUCGCACAGUGUUGCCGUAUUUUCGAGAGAGUACAGAAUGUAGCGAAUUAUGAAAGGAUAUAAUGUAGAAGUAAUAGAUUUUGACAAGAGCUGCAACCUUAAAUUCGUUUGGAAAUAAUUCCUGAAUAAGUUGGAUUGUUUUAUGCAAAAAGUCAACCAACAUAAUUCUGAUUUUAAGAUAAAUAACUUUAAAGUCCAUAAUCUCUUUCAAAUCACAUGUUUUAUCAUAGUGUACCUAUGAUUAUGAUAUAUCAUUAUAUCAGUAACAUUUGAAAUUAAUUAUUUCUGUGUAAAUAAAACCAAUAAAAUUAUGGAUAAAUCCUUUUUGCUUUUCAAGUUAAACACAAAAGUAAGUUUAUUAAAUUACAGUAACCCACAUACUAAUUCUAAAACAUGUUUUAUUAAUACAAAAUGUAGGAUAAACUAAUUGAUAAUAGAGAAUUAAAAAUUUUAACAAUAUUUAAAAAGUGUUUCAAAUAAUUUUAAUCCUUUCAUCAAUGUCGAAGCAUUUUCUGCUCCAAAACCAUCAACAUCAUCAAUAGAAUUACCCUGUUCAGCUGUUCUUAAGAAAUUAUUAAAUGGUUUUAGAUCUUGUGGUACUAGCUUUAAUAUUUCUUUGAAAUCUUUAAUUUUUUCUUUGGAUACUGGUUUACCUGUUGGCCAUAACUGCUGAUCCAACUCCAUAUCUUUGAACGAUUUCUGCAGUCGGAACUUUUUUCUACAUCUACGAUGUGUACGUUUUCUUCUGAUGUGUGUGGUUUCAUUUAGAGCAAGAAAGACUCAUUCUUUAAAACUUUGACUUCAUGAGCCAAUUUUCUUUCUGAAAGUCAAGUUUUCUGUUUGUGAUACAUUCCAAUAGUUUGUCAAUUGAAACCAUUUCUCCUCUUUCUAUUUUGUUAACAACAAAUUAACGAUUACGUUCCUGGGCACUAAUAUUGAUACUACGAGUUUGACUACUGCAAAAGUCUGACCACAGAACCAAGGUUUUUAACAGCUGAAUUAACAUGAUCUUUGAUGUACUUCCUUAAAUAGGAUCCCACCUGUUGAGUUUCUCAGCUUCAUGUUCAAGCCAAACCUUAAAAACCUCCCUUCCUGUGCUACCAUCACGGAUACCAAGGUUGUACAAAUUCAACUGUCGUUUAUGUUAUCCCAAUCGGAAACUUUGGAAGAGGAUGGGUCUCCUGCAGAUUUGGCCUUUUCAAUUUGUUUGGAAUGUUUUAAUUUCAGAGUAUCUGUCGCCUUACCUAUAAGGCCUUUAAUUUGUUAUUGGAAUGUGUAGCACUUUUAUAACCCAAAUUUAUUAUUAUAAAAACUAUUAACCAAAUAAUAAAAGAUAACGACGAUUCUCCAAUAUGCUGUUUAGCUGUUAUGGCGCUAAUGUGGGUUGAUACAGGAAGUUGAAUGUUUAUUGCAAAAUAAACUUAAAAUAGCUGACUGUGCGUUGAGUCGUUUUUAGCUUGAAUUGAUGGUUAAACGUUUUUUGCCUAAUUGCCAGUUGAAUAUUCACAGACUAUUGGUUAAAAUUUCAACUGUAUCACUCUUUUAAAUAUCCAUGUGGCUUAAAUCAUUUUUGCAUAAUUUAAAUAACAAUAUAAUGUACUAUGUGGUUAGGAUAACUCAAUUUUUAAUUGUUUUGUGGUUUAACUGCUUUUUGUAUAACAUCAAAUUUUAUUCGAUUGAAAAUAUGAUGUAUAUAACUCAAAAUAAUUAUUAGGGAAUUUCUAAGUAGAGGAUACCGUGACGACAGAAAUUUCAUUGGGACGUGCAAUAAGUUUAAAAAAGAAUAAUGUAUACUUACUUUUCUUACUUUGACAAUUUCAAAAAAUGACAGUAUAAAAAUAAUUAAUAUUAUGUUCCUUUAACAAUAUCAAGAGAAUAUUUUUCCCUGUGUGUUAAUGCCUACCGUGCAAGCACAAGACUUCUGCUGGCAACGUUGCAUUUUUUACUUUUAAAUAUAAUUUUAAUCUAGACGAGAGCUUGAAUAAAAGCGUCAUUGCUACUAUAAAUAUUUCGUUUUAUAUUAUUUUUAACAUAUAAUCGUCCCAUAAUUCUGAUAUUUAUUUUUUAUUAACAUUUCGUUGGCUUAUUGCCUAACUCACUUUUUAAACUUUGAGAAAUCUACGUUUUAAACUUUAAAUUGAAAUGAAGAAUCGUCUGAAUUUAAAAAUGAUACACGGGAACACAAGGAAAAGAGAUAGACAAAAGAAUAAUGAAGGGGAACAGAGCGAUAGGGCUGUUUCACAUUAUAAGAAUUUUGAACGUGCGAGGGUUUCCUCGUGCGGUAGUUUUGACGUACUUGUCCUUUUCACACAAUAAGAAUUGAGUCGCACGAAGAUAUUUUGCUGUGUUGUUUGGUAUAUUAUUUUUAUUUACACUUUGUGGCUGAGGUAGGUACAUGAUACGAUGUCUGAUAUGUAUCAUUACGAUGUAUCAUUACAAAUGGGUAUUUUUUUGUCCAUACUUUUGUCCUAAUGUACUGUAGUGCGUAUUUAAUUCAUUUGCAAUUUCUAUUUUGUCAGUUAUUUCUUAUGUUUUUAAUUAAAAGUCUUAAUUUGUUUUUAUAAUCGUUGUUCUACUAAGAUAUUUGUGGGAUCUUGGAUAAGCUCAUCUAAUUGGUUCAUACAAUCUAUGUAAUAAACUAUUCUAAAUGGGAAAUAAGCCACAGUUUAACUAAAAAAAUGAUUUUAUUAACGUUUCGACAUGCGAUCUGGGCGUCGAAACGUUAAUAAAAUCAUGUUUUAAGUUAAACUGUGGCUUAUUUCCCAUUUAGAAUAGUUUAUUACAAAAAUGCCACAAGGAAAUAGCUUCAGAACAACAUUACAAUCUGUUUUUCAUGUACAGAAUUUAAAAAACUCUUCGUCAUCCACUCAUUUUUAAAUGUUGUUCCCCUCGUUUUAAAUGUUGUUUCCCUCGUUUUAAAUGUUGUUUUUAGAUAAUUUCACACAAGACGUGACGGCCGCCCUACUUCAGUCUUCACCGAGUCGUUUACCCUAUAAAACUAAAUAUAAUUUCGUAGAAUAAAUGGUAUAGUUAUAUUAUAUGGGGCGAAAUCAAAUUAUAGCGUUGUGGUUACUUUAUCGUCGAAGAAAGAGAAAUAAGAGGAACCGAAUUCAUUGGGUCCAUCAUAUGAACGCAAAAAGAUACGAUUUAUAUAUUUUUAGAUUCACACAUAUUGAUGGAACACCCUCUAUACUCAACGUUAAUUGAAACUAUGUAAAAUAAAGUUUAUUAUAAUAUACUUAGCAGUCUUAAUUACUGUUGUUAUCAGUAACAUAUAAUUAAUUUUGCUGUACCUACUUACCAAAUGUGUUUUUUCUUUAUCACCUAAUUCGUCAAAUUCACUGUUAAGUGCACGGCAUACACCACUCCAAGCAUUUCUCGUCAAGUUUCUAUAUUUAUAUAUUUAUGUCCCAAAGAACAGGUCUCGCUUCAAUCAAUGUUAUUAAUAUUUCACUAUCAAUCUGAGACAUCAUAAUAUAAAAUAUAUGCACCUACUUCAAACAGCCACAAAGUGUAAAUGAAAAUAAUGUACCAAACAACCAUGUAAACUACUUUCGUGCGACUGAACGACUGUAUCAUAUGAAAGUACUGGGUGCGUAAAGACGGCACGGCUGCCGUCGGCAUAAACACGGCGACUUCACCAAACGUUCCAACCACCGUCUAGUAAGAAAGGCUUCAUAUGAUUACAUGAGCCACCAUUGGAAUGUCGUCGUGCGUUCUAACCCUCGCACGUUUAAAUUCUUAUAAUGUGAAACAGCGCCUAGGGUCACUAAACUCAAUACUGAGAACAACAAAUCUGUCAACACCAGCUAAACUGCGGGUGUACGCGAGAGUAUUUAGAUCCACAGUGAUGAAUGCCAGCGAAUUGUAGUUUAUGAACCAACAGGAAGAAAAGGAAGUAGAAAUCUGGGAAAGAAAGUAUUCAGAAUCGACAAAAAGUGGAGUUAGCUUGUUUUGGCAGUAAGCUGACGAUUUAUCUCGUGUAAUUUUGUUUUAUUAUCAAUUAAUUAAAUUUAUUAUCAAAUAAAUAUUGCUCCCUAACAUGUUUUCUGAACUUAUAGGCUGUUAUAUGGAUCUUUUCCUGGCAUUUCAUCUGCAACUGUAGCAGGCCUACCCAGUUGUCUUGGCUGAGGUUGAUUGCUAACUGGUUUACAUUAACAGUAAGCAAUUAGUAUCAGGCUGAUUUACAUUUGCAGAUAACUGAGAGAGUGCAUUUUUAUUGUGUCUUUGUAUUUCAUUUUGGUCUCUUUUUCUUGAUACAGAGUGAUCCAACUUUUGUGACAAAAUCCGGCAUAUCUGUUAUUAUAGGAGAUACCAAAUAAAGUUAUUUACAAAAAUAGGAGGUAGUUAUAAGUUUAACAUUUUAAAAUUAAUUACAUAUACAGGGUGUAACAAAAAUACAGGUCAUAAAUUAAAUCACAUAUUCUGGGACCAAAAAUAGUUCGAUUGAACCUAACUUACCUUAGUACAAAUAUGCACACAAAAAAAGUUAUAGCCCUUUGAAGUUACAAAAUGAAAAUCGAUUUUUUCGAAUAUAUCGAAAACUAUUAGAGAUUUUUUAUUGAAAAUGGAUAUGUGGCAUUCUUAUGGCAGGAGCAUCUUAAACAAAAAUUAUAGUGAAAUUUGUGCACCCCAUAAAAAUUUUAUGGGGGUUUUGUUCCCUUAAACCCCCCCAAACUUUUGUGUACUUCUCAAUUAAAUUAUUAUUGUGGUACCAUUAGUUAAAUUUAAUAUUCCUAAAACUUUUAUGCCUCUUAGUAUUUUUUCAAUAAGGCAGUUUUUAUCGAGUUGAGGCUGAUUUUUUAAUAUGUUUACAUAAAAAAUUUAUGGGGGUUUUGUUCUUUUAAACCCCCAAAUGUUUGUGUACGUUCCAAUUAAAAUAUUUCUGCGGCACCAUUCGUUAAACACAGUGUUUUUAAAACUUUUUUGCCUCCUUGUAUUUUUUCGAGAAGGCACCUUUUAUCGAGAUAUGGCUUCUUUUUUAAUACGGUUCAAAAUAUACCUAAAAAUGUAAUUCAUACAUAAAUUUUCAUAUUAUUACCAAGUCUCCAUAAUCGUACUUAACCAUAUACAAAUAUGUGGUGGAUUUGACAAAUAUUCAAAAUAUAUCGAUAAAAACUGACUUUUUGAGAAAGUACUAAGAGCCAAAAAAGUUUUAAAAAUAUUGUGUUUAAGUAAUGGUACUACAAUAAUAAUUUAAUUGGAACGUACACAAAAGUUUGGGGGGGUUUAAAGGAACUAAACCCCCAUAAAAUUUUUAUAGGGUGUCCAAAUUUCACUAUAAUUUUUUCUGAAGAUGCUACUGUCAUAAGAAUGCCAUGUCUCCAUUUUCAAUAAAAAAUCUUUAAUAAUUUUCGAUAUAUUGGAAAGAAUCGAUUUUCAUUUUGUAACUUUUUUUAUAUGCACAUUUGUACUAAGGUAAGUUAGGUUCAAUCAAACUAUUUUUGGUCCCAGAAUAUGUGAUUAAAUUUAUGACCUGUAUUUUCGUUACACCCUGUAUAGUGGGUCUUCCAUAACAGUGUGUAACGAGGUCGUUGCGUUGUUGCUCCAGGUAACUAAAUCAGUCGAAGAAAAGAGUUCGCUUUUUAAGACAUUUUUAUUUGGAAUCAAAACAUACAAAAGAUAAGAUAAUUAACCUUAAUUACUCGUUAAUUUCGUUAAUAAAAUAUAUUUAUAAUCUACACAUCGAGCUUCCUGUUCGGGCCGAUGAGACGAUAUUUUGUACAUGAAUGAAUGAUUUUGACGAUCGCGUGAAAUAGGAAUUGCUUUUAUUAAUACGACAUGAAUGCAUAAGGAAAGGGAAGAAA